GUUUGAGAAAAGCACUAUACAUACCUCGGCGGGAAAUGGGGUUGCCCGCCUCAGACCUAUCCGUCUAUAUGUCUUCGGCCGGCAACCCCCUUUGUCCCGGCCUCUGUAGUAAUGUACUAUUAAGCUUCUUCAAACGAGGCCUUCGCGAUGCACUGGAGAAUAGCUGGAAACAUAAAACAUAGUGAUUCAAUGCUCUUUGGCUGGAAAGAGACCACGAACUGCCGAGUGAUGUCCGUAGAAUUGGUUAUUCGCAUCUCCAAACGAAUUCUUGAUUAACUGCACCCUUUGUGUAGGCUAUUCAUUGCAUAAAUAUCCUAUCAAAAUUAAUACAUUAAGCAGCAAAUGCAAAAAAUAUAUUUGGAGGGCGAUCCGCCAUGUUUCAUGGAUCAAUCGAAAAUCCCUACAAACCUACAAACUACUUUAAUAUUUAUGACAUUGACACUGACACUUGUCUAUGACAGCGGCAAGAAAGGAAACAUUCUGUACGCGCUGUAAUAUGUGAUUGCAAAAGAAGAAAAGAUCGCUGCAAAAUUAGUACCUACCUAUUAGAAAUCGUGCAUUGCAAGACUCGCUCUUUCUUAGUUCCAAAUAAGGGCUAUCGUCACAAUGAGGAAUAAUCGUGGCAAGAUAAAGAAAUUUAUUUCGCCAAUAAACAAACAACUAAAUUAAUCAAGAUGUAACUACAACCUUCACCAUGGACUCAACUAGUACAAAUUCACAUGAGGUAAUGACCUCCAAUUUAAAGCAAAUAAUCAACCACAAAGGAAAAUCCUUCAUACGGGAAGUGCUUUUGGCGGAUGCAAAUGUACCAUACAAAUUGACUGUAGACCGAAGUAAAAACAAACUGUUUUUCUGCAUAAAUGCCGACGACUUCUCUGACCAAAGUUUCCAUUUAGUAAUGUUAGAUCUUGAGACAGGGUCGCCGUGGGUCAUCCCAGGAAUACGCAAUGGGUUUGCGAGCGCUGUAGACCCCGCCACCGGUAUCGUGUAUCUGGGAGGAAGCAAUGGCAUCUUCAAAUACAAUUACAAUACCUUAGCUGCUCAAGGUCCCGUGCUCAACAGAGUCGAUGUCUUCGAUAUGUUCUUCAAGAAUGAACUCUACUUCGUUGAUACAGCAACGCAGGCUUUAUCUAUUCUCAGAAAUUGUAGAAAGGUUCUUGUCAAAGCUCUAAAAGGCUACUUGAUUCAGCAUUUCGUAAUAGAUGCCAAAGAUGAUUUCUAUUUCACUAAUUCAACUGGUCUUUAUGUUAUAAAUCACGGAAGUCAAGCUGCUACUUUUAUUCCGUAUAGCGAUACCAUGAACUUCAGGGGGGCGGCCGUGGAUACUGAGGGACGCGCACAUUUCAUCACUGAAGAUGGCGUUUAUCAGAUCGACAAAAAUUCCAAUCACCUGCAGAAAUGGUUAUCUGUUCGGAACGGAUAUGGAAUAGCAUUCGAUAAAAAUAAUAAUAUUAUUUAUAGCGAUGAGCGAUCUGUUAAUAAAAUUUAUCCUUUAGAAACUACUAACGACCCCUUUAGUGACGAUUAUAAUUGACAAUAAAACCACGCAGGAAUGCCUAAAUAU
Molecule: messenger RNA, 1564 nt
Organism: Leguminivora glycinivorella
Lineage: Eukaryota; Metazoa; Arthropoda; Insecta; Lepidoptera; Tortricidae
Product: ommochrome-binding protein-like
Exons: 1
Coding region: 695-1534 (279 amino acids)
Molecular function (GO): protein binding
Source: RefSeq, a predicted model, not a curated record